This is a messenger RNA of Caenorhabditis auriculariae, 2652 nucleotides long. The record is from the annotation of a GenBank genome assembly. Lineage: Eukaryota; Metazoa; Nematoda; Chromadorea; Rhabditida; Rhabditidae.
AUGGCGGCUCAAACGGCUGUUACACCAGCCAACUUGAAGCUUUUUUCGCUAGUUAUUUUGAUUGUCCAAACGACAGCACUUGUGUUGACGCUUCGCUACAGCCGAACACAGGUGAAGAAGAUUUUCGGGACGGAAUCAUGAUAUUUUAUGAUUUUUUUCAGUCUGGAACCAAAUAUCUUUCGUCAACAGCCGUAGUUCUAGCUGAGAUCCUCAAGUUUUUCACCUGUAUCUUUGUCCUACUCAGGAAUCAUAGUAUUUAUCUAAAGUUUGAGGACGAGCAGGAUUACCAAUAUUUAAGGUUACCGCUGGUCAAGCUUCCAAAGCGAGGUUCAUCAGGAGAUUUUCAGCAGCCAGCAAAAAGUCAUGGACGCUUUGAAAGUAAUUUUUGAAUAAUUUGGAGUAAUUUUAAAUUACUUUUAUUCAGGUGGCUGUUCCGGCGGUGCUCUACGUUAUCCAGAACAACUUGCUCUUUUUCGCCUUGAGCAAGCUCGAUGCGGCUACCUACCAAGUAAAACAAAAUGUGAAAAAAGACAAUAAAAUAAUUAUUUCAGGUAACUUACCAGCUCAAAAUCCUCACUACGGCUUUCUUCUCAGUUGUUCUUUUGAGCAAAUCUUUGAACCGUUAUCAAUGGGUUUCACUUCUAUUAUUGACCGGGGAGUCGCUCUGGUUCAGGUAAACUUGUAAAGAUGUUGUUUUGUAACUUUAAAAGAAUAAUUUUUAGGAGUUUAAUGUAGAUUGAAAGGAAAGGAACCAUUUAGUAUACUUCUAUUCUUUUAAAAACCUCAGCAAGGGUGUUCAAAAAUAAUUUCUUUCAAGAAUAUUUUCUCAAAGAGAAAAAAGAGAAAACCAAUUUGGCAUUUUUCGCUUCAAAGCUCACAAAAACGUAACAAUUUCCUCUCCUUCAAAAAAUGUUUCGAGAUGCCUUCCGAUGACUCGAAAAAGACGGUAGAGCACGAUUCCUCGGACAGCCUUCUGGGCCUCGGAGCCGUCCUUUUGGCUUGCUUCUCUAGUGGAUUCGCCGGCGUUUAUUUCGAGAAGAUACUUAAGGGAUCACAGGUUUCCCUCUGGAUCCGGAACCUUGAACUUGGUUUGUUAAAACAUGAAAAAAAUUCAUAAAUGAUGAUUUUCUAGCUUUCUUCUCGAUUUUCGGCGGUUUCUUCAUGUGCUGGCUCUACGAUUGGGAGGCGAUCCAGCUUGACGGAUUCCUCCAGGGCUACAACAGAAUCAUUUGGGUCGUUGUGUUCCUUCAGGUUCGUUCAGAGGCUCAGUAACAAGUGAAAUUCGAAAAUAAUAACAAAUAUUGGGAGUUUUAUCAUUCAUUUUGACCUCCAUUUCCUGUAGCAGCUAGUUUCCAUACACAGAUUUUGAAGUGAAAACUAACCUUUCGAAAUUUUUUCAGAUGUCAUUAGAGUUCCCAAUUUUACCCGUUUUUUCGAACAAUUAUAGAUUAUAGAACGUUUUCGAAUAUAUUUUUAAGGUAGUUUUCAAUACGAAAAGAAUUUUCUAAACUCUGAAGAAAUUUGAUUAAUUAGUAGAUUUUUGAAUCCGCAGAAAAGCAUAAUUAGUUUCGAAAAAGAUUGGAUUUUCCCAAGUGCGGUUCAAGAGGCUUUCAAUUCAUUUGCAUCGCCCACACUUCAAAUUCAAUUGUCUGUUUUUUGUUCCUUUUCUCAUUUUCUUCGGAAUUGAAAACUUGAAACAACAUGGGAUAAUUCAAAAUUGAAUGUUAAUUUUGAUGGCUGCGCCCAAUCUAGAGCGGCUCUGGCUUUGAUAUGCUAUAGGAUGCCCCCGCGUGCAAGUAGUUUCAGUGUCGUGACUGUAUUAAAAAUAUUCAAGAUACGGUGGUCUAAAGUAUUACAGUGAAAAGUUUUAAAAAUCAUAUUUUCGCGGAAAGAAAACGACUUCCAAUCAAACUACAUUAUUGGUUGCAACAGAAAGAUAAUUCUAAUUUUUGAAGAUAUUUGAGAUAUUUGCUUAUUGUUGCUCAUAGUAGAGGCUUUUUCUAUCAAGUUUUUCUCCAGGCCUACGGUGGCUUGGUCAUCGCCCUCGUCGUAAAGUACGCUGACAAUAUUCUGAAAGGAUUCGCCGUCUCGCUCUCCAUUAUUCUGUCUUCUUUCAUGUCCUGGCUUCUGCUCAAUGAUUUCACCCCUUCAGUGUAUGUUUCUUGAACGUAUUUUAAUUUAAUCGAAAAAAUGAUAGGGGUGAUUAUGAUUUUAGGUACUGCAAAGGUUGAGAAGAAAAAAUAAUUAUAGAUUCGGCAUUUUGAAACUUUUUGCAAAACUUGUCAAUUUUGGGUAGCAAACUUGAGAAGCAGUAGAUAUUAAGAUAUAUUUGAUUAAUUUUUUUUCCAAGUUUAGAAAUCUAUACAGACUAUAUUUCGUGUUCAAAUUGAGUCCAAGAAAUACAAAAUAGCCGUCAGAGAAAGAAGAAGAUAACUAAAUUUAGGAGAUUCUGAGAUAAUUUUGCGUUUCGCGGGAAACACUUUGAAUAGUUCUAGAAACAUUUAACCCGAAAAUGCUCAUAAAAGAUUUUUCCUCUACACGUUAAAGAGAUAUCAUUCUAGGAUGUUCGCCGUCGGAGCCACUAUAGUGAUUCUUUCGACUUUCCUCUAUGGAUACGAGCCACAUCAGUACAGACCGAUUCACUCGGCUUGA